GAGCAUUUUCCCCCCUAACCACCACCAGAUUGGCACCUUAGAGUAGCCCAGUCAUCGUCCACGAGUUGACCGUUGGCGAUUCAUCCUCCAUCCACAAAUCCCCCGGCCUCCUCAAGCGUUGCCGGAAUAUCCAUCGCUAGUCGCAAACACGCUUCCUCACUCCGCCAUUUUUAACCCAUACACACAAUACAACUUUCAACAUGUUCCCGACCGUCCGCUACCUGUAAAUCGUCCGCCUCACCCGCACUCUCCUGGUCAAUCUUUCCACCCAACUCAAAAUGUCAACUCUUCGUCUCCCCUUGGAAGUUCCCAACUUUCAAGUUUCUCUACAACUCGCCAUGUCGCGAUAAACAGUAACUCUGCACGUCCUCAGACGUUCAACCAGGUCUUCAAUAACUUUUCGGAUCUUGCUGCCCACUAUGGCAUACCCCAGUCUCUGCCUCCAGCACCUCGUACAACUCCCCGUAGACCACCAGCACACGGAGAUAUCUCAGCUAAUACACAACCACCAGAACCUGAUUUUGUAAACCUUUGCUCGAACUAUUUGACUAUGUUGUCUCAAAAACCCGACGACCAUGCUGCGACCGAUGUUUCCUCUGGUGACUCGGCGCAGCCUAUGGCUACUCCGCAAAUGUCUGAUGCGGAGACCAUUCAGACUCUUAUGGAAGUUCUGAAAGCUACGCCCGAACUACAAAUGUCAAAUGACUUUGGUUCGGAGUAUCUGACGUCGCCUCUUAUCGACUCGCCCUUGGACGAUGAGAUGCUGACUACGCCCGCCAUGGGAUCUGCCGAUAUCGGUGCUGAUAUCCUGACAAGUCCUUUCUUGGGUGACUUCCAUUCGUUUGGAAAUGACUAUUUCUUCGAUGAUGGCAAUUAUGACUCCCUAUUUGCGGAGCCGAAGCCUCGGAAUGAAUUUUCUGCUCCUCCCGUACUUCCUCCUAACCUGGAUGAGAUGUACUCCAUAUCCCCCGCAACACCAUUCCUCGAUAAUUCGUCGGCUGAGUCCUCGCCGCAAUACUCUAACGUAGCGAUGCCAUCUACUUCGAAGCGUAGAACGACCGCUCCGACUGGUACUCGGCGCAACAUCACGCCCGCUGCUCUUGUUCCUAUCGAUGCUCCCACUCAGCCUCGCAAGUACGUCACACCAUCGGUGACGUCGCGGAAAGAGGUUCCUGCCAUCUUUGCUCGCAAGCGUGCUCGGUCACAGGCUUUUGGAGACGAGGAAGAUCAACUGAACGAAGAUCAAGAGCAGAUUGAGGCGAAGCGACGCCAGAAUACCAUUGCAGCGCGACGGAGCCGCAAGCGCAAGCUAGAGUACCAGAGGGAGUUGGAAGAUAAUGUUGAACAGUACAAACGCGAGAGCGAGGUCUGGAAAUCGCGGGCGUUGACAUGUCAGGCGCUGCUUCGUAGCCAUAACAUUGAAUGCCCUCCUUUCCCUGAUAUCUAAAGCGUUUCUCCUCGUCUCCUCGUCGCUGUUGUGUUGCUUGUUAUACCCAUCUCCCCGCUUGGACAAAUGCAUAAUAGUCAUAGCCGACUUCCCCUAUCCCCAUCCCCAUCCCCUUUUCUUCUUCUUUGGCUGCCCCCUUCGAUGCUCCGUGUAUACUUAUAUUCACCAUCAUUCCCUAACCACUGGCUAGGAGUAUCGUCGUAUCCCCUGUCCCUGACCACCACUUUCUAUCCCCUUUUUUGACAUCUUCCCUUAGUAUUCCCGUCUGAUGUUUCGAUAUUCCUGGGUCCUCUUUAUUACUGCAUUCUUUCUUUUCAAGUCUAUCGCGCUUUCUAUUAUGCCUUAAGUACCAUGACCCUGUCUCGUCCAAUGUUUAAAAUGUGAUCAUUUUGGCUACUUUAUAAAAGUAUUUUGAUAUUUAACU
Molecule: messenger RNA, 1871 nt
Organism: Serpula lacrymans var. lacrymans S7.9
Lineage: Eukaryota; Fungi; Basidiomycota; Agaricomycetes; Boletales; Serpulaceae
Exons: 4
Coding region: 551-1447 (298 amino acids)
Biological process (GO): regulation of DNA-templated transcription
Molecular function (GO): DNA-binding transcription factor activity
Source: RefSeq, a predicted model, not a curated record